UAUUUCACUCCUAUGUGGAAAUUAUGAGCGGGUCCAAUUGGUCGUUUAAGCUUUGUGCAGAAGAAAUUAUCUUACAUUUUAAAAAACUCAGGGAAGAAACAUCCUCAUUCUCAUCCAGAAUCCAUUACAUAUGCUAAGAGGAGGUAAAAUCUGUAAGCCUGGCUCUAGACUAGCUCAUUAAUGCGACUGAUUUAAUCUAAGGGAAAGCAGAAAACAUGAUAAAUCGGGCUCGUGACCGCCACUUCCAAGCAGCGGUGCUGCAAAAAUUAUAUCCUCCUCAACCUCUUUAUGAUGACGAAAAUCAGCUUCCAUACAGAGAUAACCAGGUGCCGCAGGUUGAGCAAGAUCAAAUAAUUGAAGUAUCUGAGACUGUACGGAAUGUUCCCUCUGAAGAUCAGACUGAUUCCCAUGCCUCAGACUCUCCGAGCAAUUCUGAUGAAAAAAAUGGCCAACAUCUCACAAGGGCACAAAGAAAGAGAAUAAGGAAAAGGAAGAUGAAAGAGGCUGCCUCAAGGUCAAAGAAAUUUGUUGGACCUUUGCUUCCAGACAACCACAUUCAGGAGAACUUUACCUCUGAAACUUCUAAAUGGCUUGAUGCAGAAUGUUCUGGUUCCAAAUCUGAGACAGAAAACACAAUAAUAGAUGCUGUUAGAUCCACUGAUCCUCCUGUUGGAAUAGACUCAGGUUCAUCUACUUGUCAUGGGAAAUUGAAGCAAAGAAGACGUGCAAAAAAAUUGAAGCAAGAGAAUGCUAAAUCAGCUCAAAGGGAAAACUUGAGCAAAGUUUUUAUGGCGGAAUCCUGUGAAACUGGAUAUAUUCUUAAACACCUAUGAUAUGUACUACUAUCAUUUUCACAUCAAAGCCUGUGUCAAUUAAUGCGCUGAAAUAGGUUUGAUGGGUUUCUAUCAUGAUGAUUGACAACUUACAAUUCCUGGAUCACUGAUGAAGAAUGCACAGAUCUGGUUGGAAAUGUGUGGACUUCCUUUGGUUGGCCUUGACUGCAGAAAAUGUGCAUUCCAGGAUGCAUUAUAACAGAACAGAUUAUUCCUGCUUUGCUGGAGAUUGUAUCAAAGAAUUCAUCUAUUAUCCUUUGUCGUUUAAGGAUAACUUAGUAGGCAAAACAUAUGACCUGCAGCUUGCAAAUGAUAAGAAAAUAUCAGAACCAAAACAUCUUGAAACCAAGAGAUGACUUUUUUUAAAUUUUAGAACCCACCAAACAGAAUGAAAAUGCCAAUCAGGUGAUUUUAAAAAAUUGGUUGGCUAGAUGAGUAUGGCUGUAUUAUUUGUGAAAGUUUUUCUUUUGCUUGCACUUUUUAUAAUUUUAUCGGGGAAAAUAGGAUAACAGAUCUAAAUAGC
This is a messenger RNA of Cryptomeria japonica (Japanese cedar), 1356 nucleotides long. RefSeq lists its product as uncharacterized. Lineage: Eukaryota; Viridiplantae; Streptophyta; Pinopsida; Cupressales; Cupressaceae. The transcript has 6 exons. The coding region runs from base 216 to 833 and encodes 205 amino acids. The record is from RefSeq and is a predicted model, not a curated record.